Colossoma macropomum (tambaqui) is the source of this 2571-nucleotide messenger RNA. RefSeq names its product DNA primase subunit 2 (gene prim2). NCBI's taxonomy places the organism in Eukaryota, Metazoa, Chordata, Actinopteri, Characiformes, Serrasalmidae. Gene Ontology annotation, biological process: DNA replication, synthesis of primer. The record is from RefSeq and is a predicted model, not a curated record. The transcript has 14 exons. The coding region runs from base 203 to 1744 and encodes 513 amino acids. Gene Ontology annotation, cellular component: alpha DNA polymerase:primase complex.
UUACGUCAUUUUCCCGCCCUGAGUUCGGAUCAGUUUGUUGGCGGGAUUCUCAGAGCAGGAAGUCAAACAGCGGCGGGUCCAUUAUUGUUUUCGUUGUGUUCGUAUCUAAUCGCUUUAGGCAGUUUUGUGAGUUUAAUAGCAUUAACUACAGAACCUUUGUGUGACUUUUUGCUUCUGGCGAAGCUUGUAGCUGGAAAUCAUCAUGCAGUUCACAGGCAGGAGAAGAAAGCUGACCGUUCAUCCGCAGAAUGAGCUCUACGGCCACUGUCUGCAGCUGUAUGGACAGCCACCUCUGGAGAACAUCUCCCUCAGCGAGUUUGAAACCUUUGCAGUGGAGAGGCUGAAACUGUUGAAGACCGUGGAGAACCUUGGUGUCAGCUAUGUGAAAAUGUCGGAGCAGUAUUCUAAGAAACUGCAUGCUGAAAUCUCCAGCCUCCAUUUCCCACACCGACCAGAAGUGGAUGAAUCAAGCUUGAACAAAAGUCAAGCCGUACCAACUGAAUAUGAGAAGCGAAGGAAAGACCACAUCUCUCAUUUUAUUCUGCGCCUGGCAUAUUGUCAAACGGAGGAUCUCAGACGGUGGUUUAUCCAGCAGGAGAUGGAUCUUUUUCGCCAUCGUUUCACUGACCUUCCACCAAAGUUCAAGACUGAAUUUCUGCAUAGAAAUAAUCUGAAAUAUGACACGAUAAGUGUGGAGGAAAAGAAGAACUUAAAAGACCAGCUUAUAAACUCCAGUUAUGGUUUUAGUGGAACUACGGUUGUGGAGCAGGACUUCUACAAGGUCCCUUUUCAAGAUGCUCUGGAUUUAGUUAGGAUGAGGAAAGUCUUCUUGCAGGGUGGCUACGCCUACAUUCCCCAUCAGGAGAUUGUCACAAUUGUUCUGAACGAUUUCCGUACGAGGCUCUCCAAAGCACUUGCACUAACCGCGAGAUCCUUACCAGCCGUGCAGUCUGAUGAACGACUCCAGCCACUGCUGAACCACCUCAGCCAUGCCUAUGUUGGCCAGGAUUACAGCAUCCAAAAGAACAUUGGGAAGGUUUCCUUGGAGCAGAUUGAUGCACUCUCAGCAAAGUCCUUCCCUCUGUGCAUGAGGCAGCUCCACAAGGCCUUGAGAGACAACCACCACCUGCGCCACGGCGGCCGCAUGCAGUAUGGCCUCUUCCUCAAGGGCAUCGGCCUCACCCUGGAACAGGCGCUUCAGUUCUGGAGGUCCGAGUUCAUCAGAGGCAAAGUGGACGCUGAUAAGUUUGACAAAGCAUAUGCCUACAGCAUCCGCCACAUGUUUGGAAAGGAAGGAAAGCGAACAGACUACACCCCCUACAGUUGUAUGAAGGUGAUUUUGUCAAAUCCACCCAGCCAAGGCGACUACCACGGGUGUCCAUUCCGCCACAGUGACCCGGAGCUACUGAAGCAGAAGCUACAGUCUUAUAAGCUCUCCCCCAGUGGGAUCGUUCAGAUUUUGGACCUUGUCAAGGGAAUGCACUAUCAGCUGGCCUGCCAGAAGUACUUUGAAUUGACACACAAUAUUGAAGAUGCUGGCUUUUCUCUGAAUCAUCCGAACCAGUACUUCAUGGAGAGUCAGAAGCUGCUUGGCGGAGGCAGGGAAAUCAAGAAAGAGGUGGAGAUGCCCCAGAAAGUUCAGGAAAACACAACCGCUAAUGGUGCCAGUGUGCAACCUCAACCCAACACUACACAGGCAAUGGAAGAGAUGGGAGAUUUAGACUCGUACUUCCUUGACGAGUAAUGGUUCAAUCACACAAAAUGACAAAUUACCUUCUCUCAGUGCUUCAACUCUUAUUUUCCAUUAUUAUUUUUGCAACAAGCUGUUUUUAAUGCUGAAAUGGUUUGUGGUUUUGGAUUCUUAAAAAAUAUAUCAACUAGUAGUAGUGCUACAGUAUUUCAGUAUUAUGAGUCACUCUGUUCGCAUCAGAAAAUCUAAUAAAAUUUCAGACCUGAAAACAAAUCUACAAUCAUGUCAUGGUUUUUUUGGAUAUAUGCUGUAGCAAGCAAAAUACACAGAAUUCCAGUUUGCCAUUAUUUGCUGCUGAGCAAUUUUAUGUGGGCAGUAAAUAAAGGGGCAUUCUACCCUAAAACUAGCAUUUAGUACAUCAUAAUUUUAUUUUAUGCAUUACACAAAUACAUCAUACAACCAUUUGGAAUUCCACCCAUGGAGAUAAAGAAAUCCACUGAUGUACCACUUAUGUAUAAGAUACAGACAUGAGAUUUAGCUAGUGGCAAAUAAAAUUCCAACAGCCCACUCAGGUGUCUGACCCAAAGUUCUUGUAGUUUUUUAAUAGUUCCUCUCACCUUCAAGAUACAUCAGAACUGGGUUUUCCUAGUCUUCAAAUUGGGUAGUGUCACUCUUGAGACUACUGUGGCAGAGCUCUAAGAUAUGAGCAGGCAUGUUUCCGACAGAUGGGCCAAAUGCUACUUUUUUAUUUUAAGUACCCUUUUAACAGAUAUCAGUAAAGGUAUAUCAGAGGCCUUUUCAACAGAUCAUGGGUUUCCUCAGCGUUGAUACCUGCUGGCACAUUUUUCUUAGGACAUGAUUCAAGCUUUAAAAUAUCUAUG